Molecule: messenger RNA, 3944 nt
Organism: Poeciliopsis prolifica (blackstripe livebearer)
Lineage: Eukaryota; Metazoa; Chordata; Actinopteri; Cyprinodontiformes; Poeciliidae
Gene: nudt4b
Product: nudix (nucleoside diphosphate linked moiety X)-type motif 4b
Exons: 5
Coding region: 328-888 (186 amino acids)
Biological process (GO): adenosine 5'-(hexahydrogen pentaphosphate) catabolic process; diadenosine pentaphosphate catabolic process; diphosphoinositol polyphosphate metabolic process
Cellular component (GO): nucleus; cytoplasm
Molecular function (GO): bis(5'-adenosyl)-pentaphosphatase activity; bis(5'-adenosyl)-hexaphosphatase activity; diphosphoinositol-polyphosphate diphosphatase activity
Source: RefSeq, a predicted model, not a curated record
UCUUCAUAAGAUCUGUCCCUGUGGCAACUCACACAUUUACCGCUGGCUGGGGCUCUUUGAGCUUUAUCUUUGUUGUCGGGAGUAUUUUUUAUUGUUCUGUUUGGAGGUGUGCUGCAUCCCAACGUGGCACGACCGGGACAUCUCUUGUAUUUACCUCGUCACCUGGCGGAUGACAGAUAAUCUUGGACCUUGGAUGAGAAGGCGAGCGGCGAUGCGUCGGCACCGCUAACUCCUUUGACACAAACUGAGCUGUUUUUUGUUUUGCUUUUUUGUUUGUUUUUGGUUUCUAUAUUCAAGAAGGACAGAGGAAAUCUGGAGUCCACAAUAAUGAAGCUGAAACCGAACCAGACCAGGACGUACGACGGAGAGGGUUUUAAGAAAAGAGCGGCGUGUCUCUGCUUCAAGAAUGAACGGGAGGAGGAGGUUCUUCUGGUCAGCAGCAGUCGGCACCCGGAUCAGUGGAUCGUUCCUGGAGGAGGGAUGGAGCCCGAGGAGGAGCCCUGGGGCGCUGCGGUGCGAGAAGUCUUCGAGGAGGCCGGCGUGAAGGGCAAACUGGGACGCCUUCUCGGUGUGUUCGAGCAAAACCAGGACCGGAAGCACCGGACGUACGUUUAUGUUUUGACCGUGACAGAGACGCUGGAGGCCUGGGAGGACUCAGUUAACAUAGGCCGGAAGCGGGAGUGGUUCACCGUGGACGAGGCCAUCAAAGUGCUGCAGAGCCACAAACCUGUUCACGCCGAGUACCUGCGGAGACUGCAGCUCAGCUGCUCCCCCACCAACGGGAACUCCAUCCUCCCAAGCCCGCCUCCGAACGACAACUACCCUCACUACAGCACCACCACGGGCGCCCCCUCGACGGGCAGCGUGCUGGGCUCCUCCUGGAGAUAGGACCCCACCGCGCUGCCGCCUCGCCUGUCCCGGCUCGGACAGUUUACAGAAAGUCUGUACAGUCUCUUGCAUGAAAUCUAAAAGACUUCUCAGAGCCCCGGCUCGCCUGUAUUUAUUAUUUCUUGCCCUCGCUUCAAGACUGACCAAAGCUGCUGCCAGGACUGUGAUGGAAGACUUGAAACGUCUCUUCUGCUGGCAAGAGUCAGACUUGGGGAGGGAAAAAACAAGGAUGCUGGACACUGCUGUUGUGAAUGAACUUUAAUUAUGGGAUGCCUUAUUGAAACUUUGUAUGAAUGUUUUAAUUCACUUACCGUCGCGGUUACCUUUUCAGCGGCGACGUGCGGGCUGUGGGAAAAACAUUGAAAUAAAAAGAGUUGCUGGCUCCAGCAGCACAUCAGUGUGCAGAAUGUUUCCAUGUCACCAACACACACGAUGGUAACGGUAAAUAUAUUACACAUGGAUAUUUAUUAAAAAGAAAACACCUUCAAGUUCAAAAAUCCCUUUGUUCCACUUUGUGUAAACAUAGUCAAUUUUCUUUUUUUUUUUACAGAUGCAUAAUAUAAAGAUAAAUUAGCUAUUAAAUCUGCUUUCCUGCAUUGCUUUUCAAAAACAAGUGAAUUUUAAAAUCUACUUUUGGGGAAAAAAGCUUACGUUUUCAAUACGUUCUACCUCAAUAAACUUAAACUGGAUACGAGAUUUCUGUUCGGUAACCUCUUCUGACGCAAUGCUACUGAUUAAAAUUCAUUCAGCCUGCAGCGUUACCUAACUAAUGUGUGCACGCCAUCUUCUGUCUGAAGUGUUACAUCGAGCAGGCUGCUGGUUUUACUCCAGAGAGAACUGAUAUUUCUAGAUGGCAUUAAAGUAGAGAUGCACUGAUCAGUUAGUUGGCCAGAGAUCAAAAUCAGAUUCUAUUUCUUAUUUCUUCGGUGGUGCUGAUCUGUCGUAAAAUACCAAAAUAUCACUUCUUUUUUUCCCAUUAAAACUAAAACCAGCCCCUAUGUUUGUUCGGUUAGCUAGCAUUUCAUUUAAUUAUUUUUCUAUGUCUGGAUAAGUACGGAAAAUGUUCCAAGUUUGUUCCAUGUUGCAAUUUUUUUGUUGAAAGAAUGAGAAUUUCUUAAAAAUAAAUAUAUAUUAGUUGUCUUCUUAAAUAAACAUUUUUGUGGUUAUAUUAAAAACUGAGAUUUUGCUCAUAAUCCAAAAGCUGCCACAACUUUUUUUUUUUACUUCGAGAUUUGCUUGCAUUUUGAGCAAUCAAAGUAAUCAAAGCAUUUCUUUUACAAACAAAAUUAAUCAGAAAUGACAUCGUCAAUUUAGGAAUCUCUAUGUAUUGUUGAAAAGAUGAAUUUGCAUUUGAGAAGCGGAUGAUGUUGUAUAGAUUGUAAAACGAGAACUAAACUAGAUCCAGAUACCAGAAAAGCUGUGAAAUUUUCCUUUACCACCCUGAGAGGUGAGAGGCAUUUGUUUUUCUUCCUAAUUUGUUGUAUUCCUUUACAGAUGCAGAUUUUGAUUUUUGUAGUGGUCAGAAAAUGUCUCUUUUUAAAACUUGUUUGAGUUUGUCUGCUCUUCCUGCGAACGUCAAUGAUUUUCCUUCAAAUCAGUCUGAUAAAGUGAUCCAGUAAAAAAGAUGUACUUGAUUACUGAUUUUUUUUUUCAAAAUAUCAUUAGUUUCUAACAACUACAACAAAAAAGAUUCCACAUAUAAAAAUUAAGGAAAUGCUAACCCUCACAUGACACCCUGAACCAAAUUUCCCAUGAUGUUUUUCACCAUUGCUUUUUUUUUUUGUACGUAUCUGGUGUCAUUCUUGUUUAAAAGAUAAUUAAAAGAUUAUAAUUUUUGUGUAAAAAUGCAAUAAUCGUGUUUUUCUGGUAAAAGCAUUGGAAAUAGAGGGGAGGAGCAAUUGUCCUGGAAAGGCGACUGCAGUUUGUGAAAACGCUUUCACAAUACCCCAUCCAGAGUUAUUAUGAAUUUUCUGUAACAUGUAAAUUGUAAACAGAUUGAACAUCAAGAGAAAAUAUAACCUGUAUGAAAAUUGCCUCCCUACCUUUUGCUUCGACAGCUGAAUGAGCACUCGAUGUGUGUAAAUAACUUUAAGAGGCAUUGUAAAAUGUGUUUUUAACCUGUACCUCUUUAAUAUUUUCUAUAUUUUUAAAAUGAUGCACAAACAGGACGUGUACAGUGUGGGGUGUCCAUGAUGUGAAGGCCUUGGAAAAGGAGAGUAUCGCCUCAUUCAUGAGAAAACACAAGAUUAUUUUUAAUUUGGGGACUUGAUUCAUAUUAUUUGAUUUCUUCAUUCACUCAAACAUCUGCAGAGCUUGAAUAUAAAAUAGGACGUCCCGUAUUAUGUUGAGGCUAAAAUGACACGUUUUGAGAAAUUUCAAAUAUAUCAGAUUUAUAUUUCUUCUUUUUUUUUUCCACUUUUGGACCGUUUCCAACACUGGCAGACCAAACCGUUUAUUAGGGUUAACUUUGGACUUGUUUUCCAAACUUUUUCUUUAUUUUAUGAUCACUUUGUUCUGUCUUCAUCACAUAACCUUAUCUUUUGUAAACAUCACUCAGGUCGUCUGAGCUGACAUCAAGCUUCGGCUUCUCCUACUGCUGUCUGUCUGUCUGUGUGUGUGUGCACACUUGUGUAUUACAAGGGGUGAAUUUAAAAUGAAUUGUGCCAAAUGUCAAAAUUUGUGCUAUACUAGGAAAAAAAACCAUCUAUAUAUGUUGAAAAUUAGAUAAGGUCUAAUCAUGACGAGUUUCUACAAAGUAUUUAAAAUGUUUUAUGAAGGUUUAUUUCUUAAAGACCAAUUUUAUAUAUACAUAUAUAGCUUUUUAAGGCUGUAUCAUUCACCAUCUAAUCGGUGGUUAAAUUCUGUCGGCUGCGUGUGCGGAAACGCCGUCGAAUGUUUCAAGUCUUAGCCAGUUUCCAUCUGCUCUUAUUCUUCUGUUGAAAAGCUUGUAAUCAAGGCAAAUGAAAGUGUUCUUACUGUUUAUCAUGGCAUUUUGCGAAGCUCAAUGUGAAAGUGAUCUGGGAGGAAGAGAUUGCAUUAAAGGAAGAACAACUUAA